CUGCCAACGUUAAACGAGUUCUGUAUGUUAGAACGUAAUUACUAUAUUUAAAAAAAUAUAUAGCAUUUAUUUCGUUUUUGUACGUUAAGCAGUCAAAUCCUUUAUAUUAGAACCUUACCUGACAAAAUAAUUCGGUAUGGAAACUGAGCAGGUUUCUUCCAUGUUGGAUCUUGGAACAACCAAAAGUUACAAAAUUCCUGUUGAACAUCUGGACUACAGUUUUAUUGAGAAGUGCACAGAUGUCCACCAUUUGGAAAAGAUAUUGUUGGUAUUAAGGUCUGGUGAAGAGGGGAUUUAUCCUGCCCUUACUGAGUUUUGUGAAAAGAAAAUAGAAAGCUUGGAUCCAAGAAGCCAUGCUCUUCGAAAGGAAAAGCCUCCAGCAACUGCUACUAGUUUUAGUUCAGAGGAGUGGAAAGAAAUUAUGUGUGAUUUAAAGAGUUGGUCAAAAGAAAUUAAUCAAAUAGAAACUGAACUUAAACUCCGAUCAGUCCUGGAUAACUCUGAAAAUGUGCCACCUGUGCGUGGAUCAAACGUCUUUGUUCCUUCCAAACAAAAUAAAAUCAACAAGGGAAAAACUUCACAAAACAAAGUUGUUCCUAGGGAAUACAGUGAGUGGGAUAAAUUUGAUGUUGAACAGGAAUGUGCUAAAGUUGAAGGAUGCAACAAGGAGAAAAGCUCUCCAAGACUAAUCAGUCAUGGAUUGCCUAAAAUCAAAAGAAAAAUAGACACAACAGAUUUGACUGACAAGGAAAAAAACAUAAUUGCAAAUCGAGAAAAAGAUAAAGGAAAUGAGUUUUUCUAUGCUAAGGAUUAUGAAGAUGCUGUGGUAUAUUAUACAAGGAGUAUUUCAGUGAUUCCUUCUGUGGCUGCCUACAACAAUAGGGCUCAAGCAGAAAUCAAACUUCAGCACUGGAACAAUGCCUUCAAUGACUGUGAGAAAGUACUGGAACUGGAACCAAAUAAUAUGAAAGCCCUGUUGAGACGUGCCACUGUUUAUAAACAUCUGGGUAAGGUUAAGGAAGCUGCUGAUGACUUGAAGAAAGUUCUGCAAGCUGAGCCAGAAAAUGUCAUGGCAAAGAAACUACUGCAUGAAACUAAAGAAAAAAGAGAUAUGCAAUCAAAAAAACAACCUAAAGGAAAAAGAAUCCUUAUACAAGAGGUAGAGGACUUGGAUGAAGAAACAGAGACAGAAUCUUGCCUGCUUGUGGGUGGGGAGAGUGCAGCUGAGAAGGGUGAAAUGGGGAAUGCACAGAGAAAGUUUCCUGGCAGAGGCGAUGGUGGACCACAAACUGAAGAGAAACCGCCGUCCACAGCCAAAAAGGCCCAGGCAAAGAGAGGGAGCUCAGAAAAAAACAGUUAUCAGGGGGCUAAAGAGCAAGGGCAGACUAAUGAAUUCCAGAGGAAUGGGAGCAAUGCAGGUGAUCAGACAAGCCCCAGUUCAUCAGGUACUGACAGCAGCAGGCCCGAUGUGCCGGUAGACUCAGGAGCGCUGCCACCUGAUAUUGCCAGGCUGAAAAGUCAAGGCAAUGAGCUUUUCAAGAGCGGACAGUUUUCUGAAGCACUGCUUAAGUACACACAAGCCAUCAAUGACUUCACAGAGGCCGAGAUAGACAGUCCUGGAGAUCUCAGCAUUUUGUAUUCAAACCGAGCAGCAUGCUUCCUAAAGGAUGGGAAUUGUAAUGAUUGUAUUCAGGACUCUACCAGAGCCUUGGAGCUUCAACCUUUCUCUGUCAAGCCUCUCCUUCGGAGAGCAAUGGCUUAUGAGUCACUAGAGCGUUACCAGCAAGCCUAUGUGGAUUAUAAGACUGUUCUCCAGAUUGACAGUGGGAUACAGUCUGCCAAUGACAGCGUCAACAGGAUUACAAGACUGUUGAUAGACCAAGAUGGCCAUAACUGGAGAGAGAAACUUCCUGAUAUCCCAGCAGUCCCACUGUCUGCUCUGCAGAACAGAUGGGAAGGCACCUCAGCAAACUGUGAACAAACACAGCAAAAAAAUAAAGGAUCUGGUGGCUCUAAACCUGUGCAGGACACAGGUAAAAAAACAGAAGCUCUCUUCCUGUCACUUAAACAAGAAGGAAAUGAUUUUGUGCAGAAGGGCCAGUAUAAAGAUGCCCUUGGAAAGUACACUGAGUGCUUGAAGUUAAAAUCAAGUGAAUGUGCAAUUUACACAAACAGAGCCCUAUGUAACUUAAAACUAAAUCAAUUUGAAGAGGCCAAACAGGACUGUGAUUCUGCACUGCAGUUAGAACCUUUCAAUAUGAAAGCAUUUUACAGAAGAGCCAUGGCUCACAAAGGGUUAAAGAACUAUGCUUACUGCAUGGAUGACUUGAAAGAAGUCCUAAGAUUGGACCCGAAUGUUACUGAGGCAGAGAAGGAACUGCAGGAGGCAGCUGAACUAUUGAGCAAGCAGAGUGUUGCUCCCGAUAGCCAGGAGAAGCAGAGGAAAAAAAUCCAGAUCCAAGAGGUCAAUGACAGUGAUGAAGAGGAAACAGAAAAUAGACAAGACAGAAAUGAUGGAAAAGAGGUCAACUGUCAUGUUGGCACAGGAGAUAAUCAAAUCAACCACUGUGGUUCUGAAAACAUGUUCCCCUUACAGCCCACAAAUGCCUAUGAGUUUGGACAAGCCUUAAAUGCGGUGAAGUCCAAGGAGGACGUUGCCGCCUGCGCAAAACUUCUCUGCAGUGUAGAACCAGAGAACCUACCAUCACUGAUGAGCAAUAAAUUAGAGGUAGACAGCUUUACCAUAAUCAUUCAGGCACUGGACAACCAUCUCCUUCAGAAGGACCCUAAACUGGUUUAUCGUCAUCUAGUCCAUCUGCAUGAAGCAGAAAGGUUUAAGAUGGUGUCAUUGCUGUUGGGCAAAACUGAAAGGGAACAAGUAAAGCAACUGUUUGAUCAUCUCUCAACAGUGGAAAAUGCACACUUUACAUCAGACGACGUUGAGAAUCUUGCAAAACAUUAUUUAUUUUAAUAACAAAAGUUCCAAUUUGCAUG
Messenger RNA from Polyodon spathula (Mississippi paddlefish), 2994 nucleotides. RefSeq names its product sperm associated antigen 1b (gene spag1b). Gene Ontology annotation, cellular component: cytosol; mitochondrion. The record is from RefSeq and is a predicted model, not a curated record. NCBI's taxonomy places the organism in Eukaryota, Metazoa, Chordata, Actinopteri, Acipenseriformes, Polyodontidae. The transcript is spliced from 19 exons. Bases 137 to 2971 code for a protein of 944 amino acids. Gene Ontology annotation, molecular function: heat shock protein binding.